Messenger RNA from Priceomyces carsonii, 2148 nucleotides. RefSeq names its product rRNA-binding ribosome biosynthesis protein. Gene Ontology annotation, molecular function: U3 snoRNA binding; rRNA binding. The record is from RefSeq and is a predicted model, not a curated record. The coding region runs from base 1 to 2148 and encodes 715 amino acids. The transcript has a single exon. Lineage: Eukaryota; Fungi; Ascomycota; Pichiomycetes; Serinales; Debaryomycetaceae. Gene Ontology annotation, biological process: maturation of SSU-rRNA from tricistronic rRNA transcript (SSU-rRNA, 5.8S rRNA, LSU-rRNA). Gene Ontology annotation, cellular component: nucleolus; small-subunit processome.
AUGCCUGAGCAACGCAAGAGGUCGACUCAUGGAGGUAAGGGCCACAGUGGUAAUUUUGUGAAAAGGAGACAUGGAAAUUCAGGUCGUCAGGAAAUGAGGUCUGUCACAAGAACAUCAAGAAGAGACAGAAGACCUGAGGAUGGAAAGGAGGAUGCCAUGUCAGACGAAGAAGAUGCAAUAGACGGCAUAGAACAGAAUGAAAAAGAGGAUCUGGUGGACUCAAGAACUGCUGAUAGUAACCAGACAUACAGUGCGUUGUUAACAUUGUUGAAGGCUGAUCAUCUGAACACAAUAGGCAGCGAAAGAAAGAAAGGUGAAGCGCUUGCACAAGCAGAUGAUAAGGAACCGGAAGAUGAAAUUGCUGGAUUAAAUGUCGAAGCAUCUGAUGAGGAGGAAGAUGAAGGUGCUAUCGAUGACAUGGAUGAGGAAGAACAAAAUGGCCGCGAUCCAUACGAAACUCAUUUCAAUUUGGCGACGGAGGAUUACGUUGAAACAGAAGUAAAAUUAAUUGAAUCUCACCAUAAAUGGCCCUUGAAAUCCAAGAAAUCUUUUCCAGAAAUAGGUUACGAUACGAUUUUUCAGACCCCUCCAGGCACUUCGCUACCCAGUGAUGCAGUUGACUUUCGUUCGAAAGCUUCAUUAGAUGAUUAUUUAAUAAAGAAAAGAGUAUCUGAUGCUUUCACGCGUCAUUUUCCUGCUCCGCUAACAAUGCUCGAAACUCGACUCGUGGAUCCACUUUUAAGUUAUAAGGAUAUGUUGCUACCUUAUGGUAACUGCAAGAAUAAUUCUUACAGAAAAUUCUUCGUGAUGCAUGCUUUGAAUCAUGUUUUCAAGACAAGAGAUAGAAUUUUGAAAAACAAUACCAAGAUUCGUGAUUACAAAGAGUCAACAAAAUCAGGUCGUACAGAAGAAGAGCCAGAGUUCAAGGACCAAGGAUUCACACGGCCCAAGGUUCUUAUACUAUUACCUACACGAGACUCGUGUAACGAAAUCGUCAAUUUACUAAUCAAUCUUUCAGGAUCAGAGCAACAGGAGAAUAAAAAGAAGUUUAACCUGCAAUUUUCAAGUAAUGUUUUCCCUCCCGAUACGAAACCAGAAGAUUUCAGAGAUGCCUUCAAGGGAAAUAAUAAUGAUUUCUUUUGCAUAGGAAUAAAGUUCACUAGAAAGACAUUGAAAUUGUAUUCUUCAUUUUAUUCUUCAGAUAUUAUUCUUGCAUCACCUAUUGGAUUGACUAUGAUACUAGAAAAUCCUGAUAAGAAAAAGAGACAGUAUGACUUUUUAUCCUCAAUAGAGAUUUUGAUCGUUGAUAGGGCCCAUCAAAUCGAAAUGCAAAAUUGGGAUCAUGUCAACACAGUACUUAAAUAUCUAAAUAAGGUUCCAAAGGACUUUCAUGGCGCGGACUUUUCUAGGAUCAGGAUGUGGUCCAUCAAUGACCGUGCUAAAUUCUUGAGACAAACGCUUGUAUUCACCGAAUAUGCAACCCCAAGCACGAUGAGCGUCGUUUCAUCCAAGUCAUAUAAUUUAGCAGGAAAAUUAAAAUUCAGGAAAGUGUUUGACUCAAAAAGCUGUAUUAUGAACUCAAUUGGGUUGAAGGUUAAGCAGAUAUUUCAAAGGUUUGAAUGUCCAUCUCCAGUCGAAGACCCAGAAGCUAGGUUCAAAUUUUUUAUCAACUCAAUUUUACCCUCCUUAAUGAAGUCUGUAUCUUACGAUGAUGGUCUUUUAAUAUUCAUUCCGUCAUAUUACGAUUACCUUAGGGUAAAGAAUUUUUUGAAAACAUCGACGAAGUAUGAUUUUGGCUCAAUCGAUGAGUAUUCCUCACAGUCAAAAUUAUCGAAAACCAGGCAUCAGUUUCUAUCCGGAAAGAUCAAAAUUCUUUUGUACACAGAAAGAUUGCACUACUUCAGAAGAUUUGAAUUAGCCGGAGUCAAGAACAUGUUGCUAUAUGGUUUGCCAUCCAAUCCACUAUUUUACAAGGAGCUUGUUAGGUUUUUAGGAAGAUCGAUUUUCAAGGAAAUUGCCGAUAAAGACCUCUCCUUUGUUAAAGUGCUUUAUUCCAAAUGGGAUAAUCUCAGUUUAGAGAGGAUAGUAGGGAGUGAUCGUAUGCCAGUACUUUGCAAUUCAGUGAACGAAAUUUAUGAAUUCAAGUAG